UCGUGGCGAUGGUCAUCACUGGACAACUUACUACAAUACUACUCCAGCACUCGACGCACGUCAGUCAUCAUUGAUGAAUAUCUUUUUUUAACGUCCAUAGUGUUGUUCCUUACUCCUUUGGUUGUCUUGUCCGGUCUGCUGCCAUAGACGGAUAUACAUGGUGUCUAUUACCUGUGGUGUAUUAUUUAUUGUAUAACCGUCAGUACGACUUUUCACUUGGAUAUAAAUUUCUGAGAUUUGUGUUCAAUUCAACGUUUUGGCAUGAAUAAUCCAUAUUUACUUAAGAAACAGUUACAAGAGAAUGAAGAAGAGUUAUCAAAUUAUUUACGUGAUAUGAACAUUUGGCAAGAACAAAUGAAGCGAAAAGAACAUACAUUACCGAAUCCCAAUGAAAAGAAAAAACCUAAAAUUAAUCCAUCAAAAACUAAUCCACCAAAAACUAAAUUAAACAAAAUUUCAUCAUGGGAUUACUCUGCUUGGGACAAAUUUGAUGUUGAUAAUGCUUGCAAAGAACUAGAUACUCAAGAUGAACUCAAGAAAAAUGAUAAUUAUGAUCCAAGUGUCGAUUGUUUAAAUAAUGAAACACAAUCAAGACAAUCUGAUGGUAUAUACGAAAAAAAUUUGGGUAAUGCAUUAGUUCAAAAGCAAAAAUGGGCUGAAGCUAUACUAAGGUACACAAGAGCAAUAGAGUAUUAUGAUAAAGAUCCAAUAUUUUAUGCCAAUAGAGCAUUGUGCUAUCUAAAGACAAAAGAAUUUAAACUAGCAAUAACUGAUUGUACAUCUUCUCUUAAACUAGAUAACACAUAUGUUAAAGCAUACCAACGCAGAAGCUCAGCUUAUUUGGCUCUUGGAAUGUUUAAUGAAGCAAAAAAAGAUUUACUAAAUGUGUUAAAAUUAGAACCAAAUAACAAACAAGCUAAAAAUGAUAUAGAAAUUGUAAACAAUAAAAUCAAACAGAGUGGAAUGCAGAACACUUCUGAUAAUAAAUGUCAAAAAACAAACACAAUUAAUAACUUACAAAAUAAAAGUUCUAAAAUGUUAUGUAAAGACGUUGAACCAAUAAAAAGUGUCACUCCAGAUUGGCCUCAAAGAGAUGGUUGUAAACAAAUAACUUCUAAACAAAAACCACCACAUUUAAGAUCUAAAAAACCUUUAUGUACACUCAACAUCAAAGAUGUUCAAGUAGACCAAGAAGAAUUAAACAACAUGCAUUUACUUCAAACUACAUUGAAAGAAGUGUGUGAAAAAAACUAUAAAGAUCAAUCUAAAACGACUAUUUCCAAUGAAGUUGUUCCUAUGGAACAAGACUUAAUUCAAAAUGAAAAAAAACACAUAGUCAUACCUCCUGUUCCACUAACAUACGUCCAACUUAAACAAGAUUGGGCAAGCUUAAAAAAUGAUCCAGAGUUAUUAUUUAAAUAUUUAAAACAAAUUCCUGGUAAACGUUUACCAUCAAUUGUACGUAAUUCUAUGGAUAAUGAUCUAUUUGUGGAUAUUUUAAGAAUUUUACGGAUAGAAUUCAUUAAAAAUGGAUGUGAUAUAACAGAUUAUUUGAUGGGCAUUAGUGAAUUACCAAGACUACAAAUGUUAGUCAUGUUUUGUUCUAGUAAUGAAGUAUCGUGUAUCAAAGAAUUGCUGAACUACGUUUCAAAAUUUGUUUCAGAAAGUGCUUUAAAAAAUCUCAAAAAAUCUUUUGGAGUUUAAUAUUAAUUGAUAAAUUACUUUAUUUUAUA
This is a messenger RNA of Aphis gossypii (cotton aphid), 1733 nucleotides long. RefSeq names its product RNA polymerase II-associated protein 3-like. The record is from RefSeq and is a predicted model, not a curated record. NCBI's taxonomy places the organism in Eukaryota, Metazoa, Arthropoda, Insecta, Hemiptera, Aphididae. Gene Ontology annotation, molecular function: protein binding. The transcript is spliced from 10 exons. Bases 262 to 1704 code for a protein of 480 amino acids.